Messenger RNA from Drosophila innubila, 1716 nucleotides. Its product is annotated as pickpocket protein 28. NCBI's taxonomy places the organism in Eukaryota, Metazoa, Arthropoda, Insecta, Diptera, Drosophilidae. Gene Ontology annotation, cellular component: membrane. Gene Ontology annotation, molecular function: ligand-gated sodium channel activity. The record is from RefSeq and is a predicted model, not a curated record. The transcript is spliced from 6 exons. Gene Ontology annotation, biological process: sodium ion transmembrane transport. Bases 1 to 1716 code for a protein of 571 amino acids.
AUGCGGCUGCUUAGCAAAGUGACUCCGCCCAUUUGGAGGCAUAAAGGAUGCCAACAAAAGCUGGGAAUUGGACAGACACAGCCAAAGCGAACAGACCCCAAGUCCGAGCCGGAGUUUGAGCACAAGCCCGAGCCCAAAUUCGAGCCCGCAUCGACGGUUAGUUGGCGGAGCAUAAUGGCCCUGAAUACGGAUGAAUUUUGCCGCAACACAAGCAUUCAUGGACUCAAGUACAUCAACAGUCGCAAACUGCACACCGCCGACAGAGUUUUCUUUGGCCUGGCAUUGUUCUCCGUGCUUUGCUUCGCCGGGUUCUUGAUGCAGGAAGCCUUCGACAAAUGGAACACAACGCCCGUGAUUGUGGGCAUAAAUCCGGAGCCAACAUAUAUAACAAACGAACCAUUUCCAGCGAUUACCAUCUGUAAUCUCAACCAGGCAUUGAUUAGCAAAGCUGCCCAAAUUCGAAAUGAUACUUCGAAGUUUAGUAUGCUACAAGUGCUCUGCCGGCGCAAGAUUAACUCACAAUUAAGCCGGAGCAACAACAAUUGGGAGGAGCUCAUCAGCAAUAUAUCCCAGCCUUGUACCGCCUUAGUUAUUGGUUGUAGCUUUGGCGCCGUCGAUAAUCACUGCGAGUCCAUGUUUCAUCCAAUUAUCACCGAUGAGGGUCUGUGCUGUGUUUUCAACAUGUUGCAUCCACGUUUUAUGUACAAGCACAAUGUGCCGCUGAUACUACGCAACAUAACGACAGAGAAGGGUUAUCACGCUGUCAACUGGCAUGCGGAACUGGGCUACAGUCGUAGUCUGAAGAAACCACACAAUCAAUAUUAUCCACGUGCCUCACUGGGCACCGGGGAAUCCUUGGGUCUGUCCCUGACACUAGACGUUGAGGCUGCCACGUAUUAUUGUUCCUCAUCGAGCAGCAUCGGGUUGAAGAUUGCGUUGCACAGUCCCAACGAGUCGCCGAAUGUGCGGGAAACCGGAGUACUGAUCUCACCGGGCCUGGAGACAAAGAUGCGCAUUGAGCCGGCCAAGUUGAUGACGGAGUUGCCACUUAGGAAGGUGCAUCGCAAAUAUCGCCAUUGUCUGUUUCGCGACGAGGGGAAUUUGAGUUACUUUACGCAUUACACACAACGAAACUGUGAAAUGGAAUGCAUGUCGCGACUGUUGUUGCAACACUGUGGCUGCAUCGUAUUCUAUAUGCCACGCAUAAAUGGUAACGACACCGUCUGCAGCAUCCGUGAAUCGCAUUGUGUGGAGAGCGUGCGUCUUCAUACAAUUGACUUGGCUGUCGAAUCCUGCCUGGACAAUUGUCUGCCUAGUUGCUUUGAUCUCACGUUCAAUGCGAUUCCAUAUUCCACGAAAAUCUCCUAUAAUGACUUCAAGACGGCGAAUCCCACAUUGGUAAACUAUAGUCAGUUCAAUGUGGAGCGUAGCAUUGCCAUUGUCAACCUGUAUUACAAGGAUCACACAUUUCGUGCCAGCAAACAGACCGAGUUCAUCGGCAUUUCCGACUUUCUAUCAAAUGUUGGUGGUCUGAUGGGCUUGUUUCUGGGCUUCAGUUUCCUCUCAAUUGCCGAGUGUGUUUACUUUGCCUUCAUCCGUCCGUGCCGCAUUUGUGCCGAGCUUCGUCAACGGCGUCCAGUGUCAACCUUGGAAUUGUCCAAAGCAGCAAAUUUCACAGUCAAAAGAGCUAAAGUCCAUAGAUGGGAGUCCAAUUAA